This is a messenger RNA of Anoplopoma fimbria (sablefish), 4632 nucleotides long. Its product is annotated as mucin-2-like. NCBI's taxonomy places the organism in Eukaryota, Metazoa, Chordata, Actinopteri, Perciformes, Anoplopomatidae. The record is from RefSeq and is a predicted model, not a curated record. The transcript is spliced from 3 exons. The coding region runs from base 1 to 4632 and encodes 1543 amino acids.
AUGACGAAGCUCUUCUCAGAAGCAGCUAAAAAUCAACCAUUGACAUCCAAUGACCCCAGUAAGCCCGCUAGACUUCCGACUUCCCCAAUACCAGCUGUGAAACCCAUAGUUAGUCUCCCACCCAAUCCUCAUGAGAAAACCAGAGGUAGCCCCGUAUCUGGUAAGGAUGUGUCCCCUAAAUCGAGAAAUGAGUCACCAAUGGGCAAGAAGAUACCAGAAAGACCCCAGCAGACAACACAUCCUACAAAAUCAGCAGCUAAAACUCAACCAUUGACAUCCAAUGACCCCAGUAAGCCCUCUAAACUUCCGACUUCCCCAAUACCAGCUGUGCCACCCAUAGUUUCUCUCCCACCCAUAGUUAUUCUCCCACCCAAUCCUCAUGAGAAAACCAGAGGUAGCCCCGUAUCUGGUAAGGAUGUGUCCCCUAAAUCCAGGAAUGAGUCACCACUGGGCAAGAAGACACGAGAAAGACCCCAGCAGACAACAUAUCCUACAAAAUCAGCAGCUAAAACUCAACCAUUGACAUCCAAUGACCCCAGUAAGCCCUCUAAACUUCCGACUUCCCCAAUACCAGCUGUGCCACCCAUAGUUGGUCUCCCACCCAAUCCUCAUGAGAAAACCAGAGGUAGCCCCGUAUCUGGUAAGGAUGUGUCCCCUAAAUCCAGGAAUGAGUCACCAAUGGGCAAGAAGACACGAGAAAGACCCCAGCAGACAACAUAUCCUACAAAAUCAGCAGCUAAAACUCAACCAUUGACAUCCAAUGACCCCAGUAAGCCCUCUAAACUUCCGACUUCCCCAAUACCAGCUGUGCCACCCAUAGUUAGUCUCCCACCCAAUCCUCAUGAGAAAACCAGAGGUAGCCCCGUAUCUGGUAAGGAUGUGUCCCCUAAAUCGAGAAAUGAGUCACCAAUGGGCAAGAAGACACCAGAAAGACCCCAGCAGACAACACAUCCUACAAAAUCAGCAGCUAAAACUCAACCAUUGACAUCCAAUGACCCCAGUAAGCCCUCUAAACUUCCGACUUCCCCAAUACCAGCUGUGCCACCCAUAGUUUCUCUCCCACCCAUAGUUAUUCUCCCACCCAAUCCUCAUGAGAAAACCAGAGGUAGCCCCGUAUUUGGUAAGGAUGUGUCCCCUAAAUCCAGGAAUGAGUCACCACUGGGCAAGAAGACACGAGAAAGACCCCAGCAGACAACAUAUCCUACAAAAUCAGCAGCUAAAACUCAACCAUUGACAUCCAAUGACCCCAGUAAGCCCUCUAAACUUCCGACUUCCCCAAUACCAGCUGUGCCACCCAUAGUUUCUCUCCCACCCAUAGUUAUUCUCCCACCCAAUCCUCAUGAGAAAACCAGAGGUAGCCCCGUAUUUGGUAAGGAUGUGUCCCCUAAAUCCAGGAAUGAGUCACCACUGGGCAAGAAGACACGAGAAAGACCCCAGCAGACAACAUAUCCUACAAAAUCAGCAGCUAAAACUCAACCAUUGACAUCCAAUGACCCCAGUAAGCCCUCUAAACUUCCGAAUUCCCCAAUACCAGCUGUGCCACCCAUAGUUAGUCUCCCACCCAAUCCUCAUGAGAAAACCAGAGGUAGCCCCGUAUCUGGUAAGGAUGUGUCCCCUAAAUCCAGGAAUGAGUCACCAAUGGGCAAGAAGACACGAGAAAGACCCCAGCAGACAACACAUCCUACAAAAUCAGCAGCUAAAACUCAACCAUUGACAUCCAAUGACCCCAGUAAGCCCUCUAAACUUCCGACUUCCCCAAUACCAGCUGUGCCACCCAUAGUUAGUCUCCCACCCAAUCCUCAUGAGAAAACCAGAGGUAGCCCCGUAUCUGGUAAGGAUGUGUCCCCUAAAUCCAGGAAUGAGUCACCAAUGGGCAAGAAGACACCAGAAAGACCCCAGCAGACAACACAUCCUACAAAAUCAGCAGAUAAAACUCAACCAUUGACAUCCAAUGACCCCAGUAAGCCCUCUAAACUUCUGACUUCCCCAAUACCAGCUGUGCCACCCAUAGUUUCUCUCCCACCCAUAGUUUCUCUCCCACCCAAUCCUCAUGAGAAAACCAGAGGUAGCCCCGUAUCUGGUAAGGAUGUGUCCCCUAAAUCCAGAAAUGAGUCACCAAUGGGCAAGAAGACACCAGAAACACCCCAGCAGACAACACAUCCUACAAAAUCAGCAGCUAAAACUCAACCAUUGACAUCCAAUGACCCCAGUAAGCCCUCUAAACUUCCGACUUCCCCAAUACCAGCUGUGCCACCCAUAGUUUCUCUCCCACCCAUAGUUAUUCUCCCACCCAAUCCUCAUGAGAAAACCAGAGGUAGCCCCGUAUCUGGUAAGGAUGUGUCCCCUAAAUCCAGGAAUGAGUCUCCAAUGGGCAAGAAGACACGAGAAAGACCCCAGCAGACAACAUAUCCUACAAAAUCAGCAGCUAAAACUCAACCAUUGACAUCCAAUGACCCCAGUAAGCCCUCUAAACUUCCGACUUCCCCAAUACCAGCUGUGCCACCCAUAGUUAGUCUCCCACCCAAUCCUCAUGAGAAAACCAGAGGUAGACCGGUAUCUGGUCAGGAUGUGUCCCCUAAAUCCAGGAAUGAGUCACCAAUGGGCAAGAAGACACCAGAAAGACCCCAGCAGACAACACAUCCUACAAAAUCAGCAGCUAAAACUCAACCAUUGACAUCCAAUGACCCCAGUAAGCCCUCUAAACUUCCGACUUCCCCAAUACCAGCUGUGCCACCCAUAGUUUCUCUCCCACCCAUAGUUAUUCUCCCACCCAAUCCUCAUGAGAAAACCAGAGGUAGCCCCGUAUCUGGUAAGGAUGUGUCCCCUAAAUCCAGGAAUGAGUCACCAAUGGGCAAGAAGACACGAGAAAGACCCCAGCAGACAACAUAUCCUACAAAAUCAGCAGCUAAAACUCAACCAUUGACAUCAAAUGACCCCAGUAAGCCCUCUAAACUUCCGACUUCCCCAAUACCAGCUGUGCCACCCAUAGUUAGUCUCCCACCCAAUCCUCAUGAGAAAACCAGAGGUAGACCGGUAUCUGGUCAGGAUGUGUCCCCUAAAUCCAGGAAUGAGUCACCAAUGGGCAAGAAGACACCAGAAAGACCCCAGCAGACAACACAUCCUACAAAAUCAGCAGCUAAAACUCAACCAUUGACAUCCAAUGACCCCAGUAAGCCCUCUAAACUUCCGACUUCCCCAAUACCAGCUGUGCCACCCAUAGUUUCUCUCCCACCCAAUCCUCAUGAGAAAACCAGAGGUAGCCCCGUAUCUGGUAAGGAUGUGUCCCCUAAAUCCAGGAAUGAGUCACCAAUGGGCAAGAAGACACCAGAAAGGCCCCAGCAGACAACACGUCCUAAAAAAUCAGCAGCUAAAAAUUUACCAUUGACAUCCAAUGACCUCAGUAAGCCCUCUAAACUUCCGACUUCCCCAAUACGAGCUGUGCCACCCAUAGUUUCUCUCCCACCCAAUCCUCAUGAGAAAACCAGAGGUAGCCCCGUAUCUGGUAAGGAUGUGUCCCCUAAAUCCAGGAAUGAGUCACCAAUGGGCAAGAAGACACCAGAAAGGCCCCAGCAGACAACACGUCCUAAAAAAUCAGCAGCUAAAAAUUUACCAUUGACAUCCAAUGACCUCAGUAAGCCCUCUAAACUUCCGACUUCCCCAAUACCAGCUGUGCCACCCAUAGUUUCUCUCCCACCCAAUCCUCAUGAGAAAACCAGAGGUAGCCCCGUAUCUGGUAAGGAUGUGUCCCCUAAAUCCAGGAAUGAGUCACCAAUGGGCAAGAAGACACCAGAAAGGCCCCAGCAGACAACACGUCCUAAAAAAUCAGCAGCUAAAAAUUUACCAUUGACAUCCAAUGACCUCAGUAAGCCCUCUAAACUUCCGACUUCCCCAAUACCAGCUGUGCCACCCAUAGUUUCUCUCCCACCCAAUCCUCAUGAGAAAACCAGAGGUAGUCCCGUAUCUGGUAAGGAUGUGUCCCCUAAAUCCAGGAAUGAGUCACCAAUGGGCAAGAAGACACCAGAAAGAUCCCAGCAGACAACACGUCCUAAAACAUCAGCAGCUAAAAAUCAACCAUUGACAUCCAAUGACCCCAGUAAGCCCUCUAAACUUCCGACUUCCCCAAUACCAGCUGUGCCACCCAUAGUUAGUCUCCCACCCAAUCCUCAUGAGAAAACCAGAGGUAGACUGGUAUCUGGUAAGGAUAUGUCCCCUAAAUCCAGGAAUGAGUCACCAAUGGGCAAGAAGACACCAGAAAGACCCCAGCAGACAACACGUCCUAAAAAAUCAGCACCUAAGGAUAAACCAUUGACAUCCAAUGACCCCAGUAAGCCCUCUAAACUUCCAACUUCCCCAAUACCAGCUGUACCACCCAUAGUUAUUCUCCCACAUAUUCCGCAGAAAACCAGAGGUAGCCCCGUAUCUGGUAAGGAUGUGUCCCCUAGAUCCAGGAAAAAGUCAACAAUGGGCAUGGGGAGGAUGCCAGAAAAGGAGAGAAGCAGUUCUUCAGAAAGCAUAGCACUGAGGCAGUUGAGACUGUCCAACUGCUGCUUCUGCCUGAUCUCGUCUACUUGCCAGGUAUUCUCCUACGCACUUGUCUACCUACUGGUGUGGAAUAGUUUACCCUUUUCUUGA